GAUUGUGCUGCGGCUGAGCGUAGGGUAAUGUCGGUGAGUGAAGGAGCUUCAGGUAGCGCUGCGUGUCCGUGUACGUGUUCCUGAGAGCUGGGAGCGCGCUUUGGGGAGUGCGGGAGCGCGCGGGGACCUGGUGUGAGCGACUGGGGGGAGAAGCGGGGACACAGGAGCGCGGAGCGGAAUGACGGAGAGCCCGAGAGCGGAGCGCGAGCUGCGGGGAUUUGCAUAGCCAAAGCGCUGAGAGUCCCGAGGAGAGGUCCGGACUGGGGCUCAUACUGUACCGGGUAAGCAGCGAGCGAGCAGCAGAUGUCCGGCUACAUGGAAGUUCAAGCUCCUCACGCAGUGACGAUCUGAGUAUUGGGAGAGAGUGAGGAUGCUGGCGGAGGGGAAAGUAGUGGAGGAAUGGCUUUCAGAAUUCAAGACAUUACCCGAGUCUCAGUUCUCCAGCUAUGCGAGCUCUCUCUAUAGGAAGAAGAAUCUGGUUCCAGCUCUCUACAGAAUCAUCCAGGACCCCAACAGUGAGCUUUUGGAACCUGUGUGCAAUCAGCUGUUUGAACUCUACCGGAACACAGAUGAACGCCUGCGGCGCUUCACUUUGCAGUUCCUGCCCGAGUUGGUGUGGGUUUACCUCCGAUUCACAGCCAGCAGGGAGCGCCAGAUCAACGGCUGCAUCGAGGCUCUCCUGCUUGGCAUCUACAACCUGGAAAUUGUAGACAAAGAAGGAAACAGCAAGCUGUUAUCUUUCACCAUUCCUUCACUGUCUAAACCAUCUAUAUACCAUGAGCCCUCCAGUCUCGGCUCCAUGGCUCUGACAGAAGGAGCUCUAAGUCAGCACGAUCUAAUCCGAGUGGUUUACAGUGGCAUGCAUCCCCAAAGAGAGACCUUCACUGCGCAAAACAGGUUCGAGGUGCUGUGUUUCCUCAUGCUGUGCUACAACUCAGCCGUGGUGUACAUGCCCUCCUCGUCAUACCAGGCCGUGUGCCGCAUGAGCUCGCGGUUGUGUGUUUGUGGGUUUCCACGGCAGCAACAGAAGACUUGGCGGGAACCCUGCAACCGCGUGGUGCUGGACCCUGAGUUCAUGGUGCAGAUGCUCACUGCCGUCUAUCAUGCCAUUUAUAAUGGAGAGUGGGAUCUGGGAAGAGAGGCUUUGGAUGAUGUCUUAUACAGAGCCCAGCUGGAACUCUAUUCUGAGCCUCUACUGUUGGCAAACGCGAUGAAGAACUCCCUGCCAGACAGCGCUCCGGAUGGUUCUCAAGGCAAGAAGGUACUGCAGGUGGAGGUGACGCCUACCGUCAGGAGGAUCUCUCGCUCUGCUGUCACUGCAGCCUCGAUUCGCAGGCUUCGCUGGAAGAGAGAAGAUUGUUUUGACUUCUCGACCGAGGCCGAGUACAAGUUCUCCAUCCAUUCCGGUCUACACGCUUCCAUGGAGCCAGCAGCCAAUCCCAUGCGAAGAGGGAGGGGCAUACUCACAGUCACACUUGAGGAUGCUGAUGGCAUGAGCGGAGGUGAAGAGUCCUUCAACCUGAACGACCCAGAUGAGGGGUUCUCCUCCGGUGCGUCCAACAGCAGCCAGCCGAGCACAGGCCGACCCUCGGGGAGUGGAGGAGGGCGGGCCAGCACGCAAAAGAGCUCCAAGAAGAGCAGCUCAAGUCGCACACACCGGGAAAAAGAGAAGGAUAGUUCAGCCGAGAAACAUAAAGAGCCGCAGCCCCCACAGAGAGCUCAGUCUCCUCCACCUGCCAUCACGCUGGACACUAUCGAACUCACCCCCAUAAAGAAGACGCAGAGCCUAAGUCGGACCUGCAGUAUGAGCGUGGGAGUGAGUGGAGAGCAGGAAGGAGGAGCAACAGGCGCAAGGCUCGGCCCAGGGGGAGGAGCAGGAGGAGCGCAUCGCCUUUCCAGCCUCAGUCUGAAAGAGGAACAUCUGGUGCGGCCUGAUGGUGGGAAAGACCUGCUAUCUCCUGGAGCUCCUCUUACCAAGCAGUCUCGCUCGCCCAGUUUCAACAUGCAGCUCAUAUCGCAGGUGUAGCACACUUUACACCUGCAUCACCAUCUUCUCGUCUGCUUCCUGUUUCUCUCCGUCUAUUUUAUUUUAUUUUAUUUUUUUAACAGAACCCUGAUCAAUAUGGUGGGUUUGUUUCUCUUUAUCUCUUGCUUUAAUUUUUCCUCUUUGGGUUUCCACCCAUUUUAUGCAAAUCUAAAUUGGCACAAAAGAAACAGGAGAUAAAUAUGGGUAUUUUGGGCUGAGGUUGAAACGUUGGCUGAAGAGGACGCUAAAUAUACAGUGACACUAUACACUGUCGAGAACAUACAAAAUUAACAAUGUUUGAUGGAAAUUUGUUAAAUAUUUGGACAGAAACAUGACCUUUUUUCCUCUUUACGUUUCUCCUUCUCAGUCUGCGUAUUUUCCUCAGACCAAAUGAAGCAUUCCAAUUUUAACAGACCAAGACAGCGUGAUGUUUUGGAUUCGGAUGUACCGCCUGAUCUAGACUGAUCAGGUCUCAGACGCAUCUUCCCCGUGUCACUAAUUUAUCCACACCUGGCCAGAUGCUAAAAAUAAGCCUGAUCAGUGGAGCUGUGACAAACAUACUGCCUCAUGAGCGCUUAACGGAAACAACACAGGCUAGCUAACUCAUUUUGACAAAAAAAAUAAAUAAAUAAAAGGCAUGACGGUUAACUUGAAACCCCGAUGCUUCAGGGGUAAACACAGGCCAGUCCCCAAUAUUAAAGCUAUUACGUGUGAAUUGAGAUUCAGGCAUUAAGUGUUUUAACCACUUUUGAGGCAUUGGAGAUGGACGAUGAGGUAAUCCGGCUCUAGCCAGUAGAGAUCAGGCAUAUUAUAUUAUUUAUUGUUGUGGGACUUCAGAGAUUAGUCUAUAUUUAUAUAUAUUUAAAAAAAAAGUAAGCAAUAAAUCUUAGGUUGUUCAUCUGACACAAAGCAAUCAUAUGCAUUCCUGCUGAACUCCUGGGUCCUGUGCAAUUUUUAUCAAGGUCUUAUGAUUAUUAUUUUUAUUAUUCUUGUUAAAUGAAAACUAAAAUAUUUUUGCUCUUUUCAUCUCUGCGUUCCGUCCCAAAGACGGCUGUGUUUAUAAUUUUAGAUGCAUCUUUAAACAAAAACAAAUGUCAUAUUUACCGUUAUCUGUGACCUUGAUUUUGCUUUAGAAAUUCAACACAAUCUAGUAUAACUUGGUUUGAUCUGUAUAAUUUUAAUAUUGUUUUUUGUUUGUUCAUUUGUUUGUUUUAUUUCUUGAUAUUUUUUAAUCGACCUGUUUAAUCUACAAACGGUGUAUUCUGUUGACUCCUAGUCAUUUUAGAGUUUGUCUAUUUUAAAAAACCAGAGGCCAAGAUGUUGAAGAAUGUUGUUGGUGUUUAUCCGCUGAAACCCGAGCAGGAGAAUCGUACAAAUGUGCGGAGAAAAAACGAACCGCUGCUGAACGAUAUUUUAUGACAUGAACAUUCUGGACUACUGCUGAGUGGGCGAACAUUUCUCACGACUUUCCUCUUCUCAAACGAUUUGUGAAUAAGCUUAAGAAGCGUGAUUCUGAUGUGCUGGUGUCAAACAUGUUAAAGCUGUAAUAAUCUGUAUUACCCUCAAAAUCCUUUGUGUGUGUGUGUGUGUGUGUGUUUGCACACGCUGCAAAAAAUGACAUCUUAGCAAGUGAAAUAUUCUUGAAUCUUAAAAAAUCUAAACAUAUUUAUAACUUCCCAAAAUAAGAUUAAAACAAACUAAAUAUAAGAUGAUUGCGCUUAUUUCUAGUCAAAUGUUACUAAAAUCGCAAGAAAAUCUAUUUCUAAAGCCUAGCAAAAUUAUCUACAAAUAGAACAAAAUAUGUUUUGCUUGCAAUUUUAGUAAUGUUUGAAGAUUAAAAAAAAUGUUGAAUAAUAUCGUAUUUGGUUUGUUGUAAUUUUUUUGUAAUAAGUUAUAGAUAUGUUUUGUAUAGAUUUUAAAUAUUUUACUUGCUAAGAUGGUGUUUUUUUGCAGUGCAUGACUGUUAGUCUUGUGUUUGUGUCAGGUAAUCAAACAGGGAUCUUUGAUUCAUUAGUUCUACCUCGUCUUCUUUCCAUCAGCUGUUCCAAACACUGGACUCUCACGCUGUCUAGCUGUGUGCUGAAAAAUCCCUAAAGAUUCAUCCCUGAGCCUUUAGUCACGAUUCUCCUUUUCAACCUCACUUCAUCCGAAGCCUGUUUUAAUUUUUUCAUGCUCAUGUGAUAUUCUGAUAAACAGAAACUCCAUCUAGUGGCUGAAUCUGAAUCUAGUGGCAUUUUGUUCUUACAGGAUAAAUUUUAAGUGUGUACUUGUCAGUCCUCUGUGUGUGUGUGUGUGUGUGUGUGUGUGUGUGUGUGUGUGUGUGUGUGUUAGCCUGUCUGCAUGCACAUCAUGCUUUUACUGUUUCAUUUUAAACCUUCUUUCACUGUGCACAACUUCAGUGCUGUAAAAGCAAUCACUGCACAUUUGCUUAAUGUGAAUGCUGGCUUUUAUCCAUCGUGCUGUUUGGUGUAUGCUGAGCCAUUUAGUAGAUGAGUGCGUCAGGACCAAACACAACAGAUCCCGACAAGACAGUUUUACACACAGUCUUCUCAUUGAAUGGUUGGAAAUUUGCGAAAAUAACUUCUGGCACUUAUAGUGCAAAAGACCUAAAGAGAUUGGUCAAACUUUCUGGAGGAGCCGACUGGGUUGGUCAAACAUUCUGCAAGAUUAAUGGGAUUUGUCAAAAUUACAGCGGUGAUAGGAAUCAGACUUUUCUCAGGAGUUAAUGGGAUCGGUCAAAAUUUCUACAGCUAAAGAGCAGCUGGGAUUGUUUAAACUCUCUGCAUGAGCAGGUAGGAUAAGUCAGAUCUUGUACACGAGCAAACUGGAUUAGUCUGGCUUUCUGCAGGAGCAGACAGGAUUGGUUAAAACUCUGUGUGACCAUGUGUGAUUGGUCAGAUUUCCUGCACGAGAAGCCAGGAUUGGUUAAACUCUCUUUGUGAGCAGGUGGGAUUAGACAGACUUUCUACAAGAGCCAUUGUAAUUGAUUAAACUUUUUGAAAUUGAUUGAGAUUAAAAUUGAAAUCGAUUAAUCGUGCGAGCACCUGGGAUUUUUCAGACUUUCUGUAGAAGCAGGUAGGACUAGUCACACACAAAAUCUAUUUAAAAAGUUGUUUGUUUUUGAGCAUUUGGGAAUCAACUUUGGUGCAGGAGGAGGUGGGAUUGGUCAAACUAUGCGGGAGCAUGGAUUAGGUAAGAUUUUCUCGUAAGAGCUGCUCAGAAUUCACAGAACUGGUUGAAUUGCUGAAACCUUUAGGGGAAGCAGGCAGGUUGAAUCAAAGUCUCUGAUGGUACAGGUAGGAUUGUUUAAACUUGUUGUGCAAGUAGGUGGGAUUAGUCAUGCUUUCUGAAUAAGUGGAUGGGGGCCUUUUUUUUCUAAAUGGGAUUUAAAAACCAGACCCCUUUGCACACUUCUACCAGUGGGUCCUCAUACUGUCUCUUCAUCUUGCAUAUUUUCUAAAGUGCCAACUGCCUCCUGAGAACGACUGCCUUCACGGCUCUUGUCUUAUGUUAGAGAUCUUUUGACCAUUUAAUUAUUUGAUUAAAUAUGUAGGCUAGAGACGGUGUGGUGUAUUUGGAUAAAUUUUCAACCGUGUCCUUUACAUCUUUAAUGUCAUCCAUGUUGAGAAUUCUCUUUCCUGUGGAGUGUGUCUACCUAAUGAUGUGUAUGUGGUGUUGAUGUACUACAGAUAUACAUUAUAUUUCUAGGUUUGGUUUUUAUUAAGUCUCUCUGAGGAGAGCACAGCCGGUUCCAUCAGUCUCCCAUGGUCUCAGACGGAUUUAUGGAUUGUUAAGGUAGUGUCACGUGUGUGUGGAUGGCAGAGCUGGACACACAGCUAAGAUUUUACCCUACAGCCCUAAUUUGCUCAACUGCAUCUUUUCUAAUUGAGCAGUCAUCUUUUCUUAAAGUAGUGUGAGUUAGUAUAAGACUGCUAGAGCUGUAGUGUUUUUUUCUUAACUGUCUUAACCUCCACUCUGUGAACUGGAGGACUUCUGGUCUGUGCAUUGGCUGUACAGAUUGUUAAAACCAUGGUGUGUUUUACUGCUCCCACUCACUUUUCCCCAUGAAGCCUUUCGUACUGGCUUAAAUGUGUAAAAUCUGCAUCUAGAACACUACAACACAAUACGAAACCACUUUCAGAAAAAAAGGUACUAAACCUGUGCUCAUGCUCAUCACUGCAGUGGUGCCUUCAAGGGCACGUCCUUUGUAUCUUUUAUUUUAUCUUUUACUUGAAAGCUGAUGUUUCUAAAUAUGCCUUUAAAGCCUGUAUACGUAGACCUUAAGGAGCACUGCUGCACCUUUCGAAAUGUGCACUGUAUUCACUCCUGAAGUUCCAGCUGAAAGAUGUGCUGUAUUUGAAAGAUACAGAGGGCGUACCCUUGAUGGUUCCAGCGUUAGUACAGUUUAGAACCAGGUUUAAGCUUUUAUAUCUGAAUUUUAUAUCAAACCUUACAGGAACAGUUUGGCCAAAAAUGAAUUGUCCACUUUUUUUUUGCAUUUAUCCACAGAUGUUAGAACAAGUAAUGAGCACAUUUGAACAUGCUCAACUUCAAACACUUUGGGGAAGUCAUGGCUCAAUGUUCAUGGCUUUGGGCAACUGAAAAGAUGGUGCGAAUUCAAAUCCCAGCCUGAGCAAGACUUUUCUCCGUAGAUUUUUAUAACUCCAUAGAUGAUCGAGUCUCAAGUCUCGUUCGGUCACAAGGAAAUAUCUGGCAGAUCAAACACUGGUCAAAUGAAAAUGAAACUAUUGCCUUUAAAGAUUAGGCCAUACCUGCUACCUGAGUCUGAUGCUUGGCGUGUUAAAAUUAGCUGAUGCUUCAAUUUGGUCAUUUUCUGUUUUGUUAAAUAGUUCAACAUCCAUUUUCCUGUUUUAAGUCAAUCUCAUAAUUCAUAUGUAUAAAUUUUUGUUUAUAUCUCCAGAUACCAGACUCCUUGGCUCAGUAACUAUAACUGGGGUAAUUGGGAUGUGUACUUUUUUUUUUUUUGGUGGAGUAUCUUGUUGGUUAUAUCGUGGAUGUGUACAAUCAGUGUCCCUUCUCCUGUUCUCACUCAGACCAACCCGCUAACCGAGAGAUGUGUUUUAUCCUCCCUCUUUGUCUCUUGGUGAUUGGAUUGCAUGUGAUGAGUGUAGGCCUUCUUUUCAUACAAUGCACUUUAUCCAGUCUUUGGUGUUGUCGGUGACUGACAAUAGAUGUAUAUUUGUGUGUGUUUGUCUGUGUGUGUGUGUGAGAGAGAGAAUGUGUGUGUGCAUGAGAACAGAAAGGAAGUUAAUGCCAACUCCUACUGCAGACUACUCAGCUACUAUUACAGGGGGACGUUCCUCACGAUCCAAAUGCUCUGUACAGGAACGGAUCUCCAUUUGGUGUUCUUCAGGUGUUCUUCCUUUUUCUCUACACCUAACAGCUGGUUGUUUCCACUGUCUUUAUUUCAAACAGAUUCUAUGCAAUUUGAAGGUUUUCUUUCGCCUUUUCUUCUUUUUUUUCUUGGGGGAUGCUGGGUCAAAUCUCUGGGUAGCUGAUAGGUCUUAGCUGGAAUACAUUUGCGAGUUCCUCCUCAGGUCCUUCAGCGAGGAACCACAUCAGAGUUGCUGCUGCUGUUUUAACAGAAUGAUCUCCUGGUUUAAGAUCAGGUAUAGGGUAAGAGAUAUGGUGUGUGUGAGUGUGUGCGUGUGUGAAAAAAAGUUAAUUAAUUAAUAGUAGUUAUAAAGUCAGUCGGACCUUUUUGCAGGUUUCUUUAACAUUAGGCAUGCACACGGUCUUCAGGAGCCCUGAAACAGAGUCGUGGUGUUAAGUAGGUUGGUA
Messenger RNA from Clarias gariepinus (North African catfish), 7828 nucleotides. Its product is annotated as hyccin 2-like. Gene Ontology annotation, cellular component: plasma membrane. The transcript has 13 exons. Lineage: Eukaryota; Metazoa; Chordata; Actinopteri; Siluriformes; Clariidae. The coding region runs from base 371 to 2026 and encodes 551 amino acids. The record is from RefSeq and is a predicted model, not a curated record. Gene Ontology annotation, biological process: phosphatidylinositol phosphate biosynthetic process; protein localization to plasma membrane.